Messenger RNA from Spinacia oleracea (spinach), 1695 nucleotides. Its product is annotated as WUSCHEL-related homeobox 8. NCBI's taxonomy places the organism in Eukaryota, Viridiplantae, Streptophyta, Magnoliopsida, Caryophyllales, Amaranthaceae. The transcript has 3 exons. Gene Ontology annotation, molecular function: DNA binding; DNA-binding transcription factor activity. The record is from RefSeq and is a predicted model, not a curated record. The coding region runs from base 324 to 1202 and encodes 292 amino acids.
AUCUCUCCCCCGCAAUCCACUCUCAUUUUUCUUCUUCGUCUUCGUCUUCUUCUUCUUCUUCUUCUUCUUCUUCUUCUUCUACUACUAUAUAGCGUAAUAGUACAACUGUAUAAACUCAUUCCAAAUCUUUAAUUAAUUAUCUCUUUUAAAAUUACGAGUAAUUCUCUAUCCCCCACUUUUCUCCCCUUUCCCUUUUGUCCUUUUUUGAGGAGAGAGAAAAAAGGAAAGAAAACGAGUUUUACCCACUUACGGAGUACUUUCCUACUACUACUACUGAAAGUAAGUCUGUGUGUGUGUGAAUGUCUGGUAAUUCCAAUUGAAAAAUGAUGGAUCCACAGCAAAUUUCGACGCCGCAACUACAACCCCAUGACGGUGGAAUUGGAACCGGAAAUGGGAUGAUGAACGGGGGAGGAAUUGACGGAAAUGGGGGUCAUAUUGGUGGGAUUAAUGGUGUUUUGUAUGUUAAAGUCAUGACUGAUGAACAACUUGAAAUUCUUCGCACCCAAAUCGCGGUUUAUGCUACCAUUUGCGAGCAGCUUGUAGAGAUGCAUAAAGCUAUCACUGCGCAACAAGAUCUUGCUGGAGUUAGGUUGGGAAAUCUGUACUGCGAUCCAUUGGUCACUGCUGUGGGGCACAAAAUUACUGCUAGGCAAAGAUGGACUCCAACACCAGUGCAGCUUCAGAUCCUUGAGCGCAUCUUUGACCAAGGCACAGGAACUCCAAGCAAACAGAAGAUCAAAGAGAUAACUAUUGAGUUGUCUCAACAUGGGCAAAUCUCUGAAACAAACGUCUAUAAUUGGUUUCAAAACAGGCGUGCUAGAUCAAAAAGAAAGCAGCAAAACAACAAUGCGCAAAAUAAUGCUGAAUCAGAGGUGGAAACAGAUGCAGAAUCACCCAAAGACAAAAAGACUAAGCCUGAGGAUUUCCAAUCUCAGCCUAACUCGAUGCUGAGGGCUGAGGAUUCUUUUUUCCAGAACCAGGAGAUGAGUUCGAGUAUGCACACAAUUGACUCACAGUCUGGCAAAAUGGAUUCUGUGUUUGCUUCUGAUGGCAGUUCAAAAUCAACCCAGUGUUUCAGCCAACUAGGUUUCUAUGACAGCAUCCUGCAGAACCCAAGAAUAGACGAUUUGAUCGGUAAGAUGGAAGUGCCUGGAGGCUAUAACGCGUACCAGUCAACAGAGGACUACAGCAUGACUGGCUGAUAUUUAACAGUUGUUGCUACUACUCUGGUAUAUAUAUUUAUAUUUAUUUUUCAUGGAAAAAACAUUGUUUGCAGUUUGAAGCCAAGCCGGGACUCAUGCUGAGAUUUCUGAGCUAGGUAGCAGCGAAACCACUGAUAAAGGAAUUGGAACCCUUUGAAACAAUGCCCUGAGAGUGAUCAAGUUCAUUUUAUAUAGUCUGUAAUGAUACUAAUGAUGCAGCUUAUUAAACUUCUGGUGUGUGAAAAUGGUGGUGAAAUUUUUAUUUGAUUUAUUUUCAGUAUUUUUGAAGUCUGAUACGUCAAAACUGUAAAAUCUUUGACGGAUUCAUGACAGCUACAUUUUAUUUUUUCCCCCAAAACCGCCCCGCUUGCUGGAGAGUGGUGUGGCUUGUGUUUAUGUAAUGCAGUCUUCAUGAAAUUGAGAUAUUGUAUUAUUGUAUUUGUAUGCUGUUCAAUUACUCACCUAUAUGUAGUGAUUCUAUUUGAGCUUCGUA